Messenger RNA from Penicillium longicatenatum, 2412 nucleotides. RefSeq lists its product as uncharacterized. Gene Ontology annotation, biological process: DNA-templated transcription; regulation of DNA-templated transcription. The transcript has 4 exons. The record is from RefSeq and is a predicted model, not a curated record. Gene Ontology annotation, molecular function: zinc ion binding; DNA binding; DNA-binding transcription factor activity, RNA polymerase II-specific. The coding region runs from base 1 to 2412 and encodes 803 amino acids. Lineage: Eukaryota; Fungi; Ascomycota; Eurotiomycetes; Eurotiales; Aspergillaceae.
AUGACUUUAACCAAUGAGCAGACCUUACAGGCGAUAGCCCCAUUCUCAACAGUUGAGCCGUCAAACGCCACUCACACAGUUCCUCGACGGACGAAGCGAUCCACGGCCUGUUCAGCAUGUAAGGGACGGAAAUCAAAAUGCACAGGCAAUCAGCCCUGUGAUAAAUGCAUUGAGACCGGCUCCAACUGCCUGUUCAUCGAAGCACUCGAUCGGCGUCGAAAGUAUGCCCAGAAGCGCGCGGAGCAGAGCCUUGACGCAGCACAACAACUUUUGAAACGGAUUGUGGAUGCUUUCAGUGAGGGAGACAUCACACAACUGACGGAAUUAUUGACCACCGUCAAAGCACAUGGCACCGAUGAGCAGCUGGAGGACGUUAUUACGGGGGGUUUGGGAAGGAAGAGCAAUGUCCAAACCGAAAGCGUUUCCCGAUAUCAUUCCCGGCGAUCGCACUCUGUUGGCUCGUCCUCAUCCUCCGCGUCCGUUGGAUCUCUCAAUGAGGUUGACACGUUGACAGAAGACCCCAACCGCAACGAAGAGACGAGGGCAACGGGCUAUAUUGGGAAGGGAUCUGAGAUUGCAUGGAUGCAAAGACUGGACAUUGAAACCAGCAAUCUGAACAGAGGUUGGCACCAGCAAGUAUCGCCAUUGGAGGACACUCUCACUCGGAUGAGCUACCAUCUAGACAAUCUCCAAAUAGCCGAGCCACUCCCUAUUGCUGGUGACGCAAGAGCUUUGCCUCCCAAAUCAUGGGCGGCUCAACUUUUGAACAUCUACUUCGAAUCUGUCGGACCUACCUUUCCUUUGAUUGAUCAGCAGUUGUUUAUUUCCCAGUUCAAUUCGGCCUUCACCGAUGCCACACCGCAGCCCACACAGAAGUGGCUCGCGGUUUUGAAUUUAGUCCUUGCCAUCGCUGCAAAGCAUUAUCAACUGGCUGAGCCAGACUCUGGGAGGGACGUAGACGACCACGUCUUCUUAUCCCGAGCAAUAGCACUUACUACCACGCGGUGGCUUACGAUACAGCACGCAGACUUACAUCAGGUUCAGAUUGACCUACUCCUUGCAAUUUACUAUCUGGCCUCCAGCCAAAUCAAUCGGUCAUGGCAGAUAACCGGUCGCGCUGCUCGCUCAGCUAUCGCACUAGGGCUAAAUCUCCGCGAAGCGAGUGGGCAGAUAGACCACGUCUCUAAAGAGACCCGAACUCGCAUGUGGUGGUCAGUAUUCCACCUAGAAAAUCUCCUCUCUGGCAUGACCGGUCGAUCCAUGUGCGUGGACUACCGUGCCAUCUCUGUGUACCCCCCAGUGCCCUACGACGAGAGCGAGUUCCAGAUGCCAGAAGUAGUUGAACUACUUGAGAAUACUACACUACGCGAAGAACGCCUCCAAUGGACAAUCUACGCCAGCGACUCGACCCUCCACUCCAGGAAUCAGUGGUUCAGCACCCUCAGCCCGAGCCAAUCGCUAUACUUCUUUCACCUUAUAGAUCUCUCCAUCAUCACUCAUGCCGCCGUCGCAUCGAUAUAUAGCCUCACAACCAGGGAGGCCAGCGGCCAAAGCGGCAUUUCGUACUACCAGGAGAGAUUACAAACCUGGCUAUCAAAUCUCCAGCCUCCUUUUGCAUUCACGAAUCCAGACAAUCAAUUGGAGAUAUCAAGACAGUCUCGCGAACAAGUCAGUCUCGCAUUAUCCUACUACAGUUCGCUGAUCAUCCUCAGCCGACCCUGCCUCACAUGCCCAGAUUUCCUAGAGGGGUGUGACAUCAGAGUCCCCCGGUCCCGAUUCGGCAACACCACAGCAAAGACCUGUGUAGACACAGCUCUGAGGCUGAUCUCCGUCUUUCCUGACACUCCAGACAUGGAGUGGCUGCUGAAAAUGACGCCCUGGUGUUCCGUACUGCAUUUCAUGAUGCAGGCCCUAACAAUUAUCCUCAUCCAACUCUCCGUCGGUCUAGUAGAAGGCAAUGCCAUGCAGGGCGCGCAGUCCGGCCAAGGAGGGGAUUGUACAGCGGAAAAGGCCGAGGUGGCUCUUAGGGCAUCUAAAAAGGUUCUUCGCUGGUUACACUGUAUGGCGAAGCAAGAUGCCAGUGCUAGACGCGCGUUUAAAAUCUGCAAUAUUUUCAUCCGCCGCAUCGCAUCGGCGAAAAAAUUCAAUCUGCACGGGAUUCCGUCAAUUGCUACGCUACCUGAACAUACUCCCGGGUUUUGGUUAAGUCAAUCUGAUCGUUGGGAGAGCAAAGAGGGUAGUGCCAGUGGCAGUGUACCCCCAGGCUCACAGAAGAAUAAGGUGAAUUGGGGACCGGAUCUUACAAUUAAUGAGGCGAGUUUGGAUGAGAACCAGCAAGACCUUCAUUUGCUGGAUCCGGUUUUGUUUUCGUGGAUGGAUAUGAAUGAGGAUGAAGAUUGCUCAGUUCGAUGA